This is a messenger RNA of Acanthopagrus latus (yellowfin seabream), 2067 nucleotides long. RefSeq names its product target of Myb protein 1-like. Lineage: Eukaryota; Metazoa; Chordata; Actinopteri; Spariformes; Sparidae. The transcript is spliced from 15 exons. Gene Ontology annotation, biological process: signal transduction. The record is from RefSeq and is a predicted model, not a curated record. Gene Ontology annotation, cellular component: membrane; endosome. Gene Ontology annotation, molecular function: clathrin binding; phosphatidylinositol binding; ubiquitin binding. The coding region runs from base 168 to 1643 and encodes 491 amino acids.
AUCUGCUGUUUCCUGCCUCUGUGUGUGUUUUCACGUGACCUCUGGAGCCCGUGCGCCUCAGAGACAGCGGCAGACACCGAAAAGCUAAAGGAAACGCCGCAGUUUUGAGCUCACUGUGGUUGCCAAGCUCUUUUAACACAUAGAGGGAGCUUCUGGUCUUUUCGAGGAUGUUUGCGCUCGGGGAGAAGAUGGAGUUUCUGAUGGGAAACCCCUUUUCAACGCCCGUAGGUCAGAGAAUCGAACGAGCGACCAGCGGCUCUCUGCAGUCGGAGGACUGGGGUCUCAACAUGGAGAUAUGUGACAUCAUCAAUGAGACGGAUGAGGGGCCCAAAGAUUCAGUCAAAGCUAUUAAGAAGAGAAUUGUAGGAAACAAGAACUUCAGAGAGAUCAUGUUGGCUCUCACUGUUCUUGAGGCCUGUGUGAAGAACUGCGGCCAUCGCUUCCACGUUCUGGUGGCGUCGCAGGAGUUUGUUGAAGGAGUUUUGGUUCGUUCCAUUCUGCCCAAAAACAACCCCCCCACUGCCCUUCAUGACAGGGUGCUCAGCCUCAUACAGUCAUGGGCUGAUGCGUUUCGUAGCUCUCCCUCUCUGGCGGGGGUGGUGUACGUAUAUGACGACCUCAGAAGACGAGGUCUGGAGUUCCCCAUGACAGACCUGGAUGCUCUGUCUCCCAUCCACACUCCGAAUAGGAGUAUUCCAGAAAACGGGACUGCUGAGGCGACCCCCGCUGUCACUCUCACACAACAGUCACAACCACAAGCUCCCGCCAGUGUUCCCACUCAGAAUACUUCACCUACAGUCUCAUCCAGUGAGGGACCAGCCUCCCUCUCUGCAGAACAGGAACAGAAGCUGCGUAGCGAGCUGGCGCUGGUGAAGGGAAAUCUCACUGUGAUGUCUGAAAUGCUGAACGAGCUAACACCUGGACAGAGCCAGCGAGAUGAUACAGAGCUGCUACAGCAGCUGUACUCGGUGUGUAAGAGCAUGCAGACUCGAGUGGUGGAGCUCAUCCCCCAACUGAUGGACGAAGGGUUCAUUGAGGAGCUGCUCGUGGUCAACGACGACCUCAACAAUUCCUUCAUUCGCUAUGAGAGGUUCGACAGACUGAACAAGGCACAAAUGACAAAUACACAGCAGAGCUCCAGCCUCAUCGACCUCAGCCCAGAGCCUUCAACACUCAGCCAACCUGCUGUCAUCACAGCAACCAGCCAACCAGCAGUCAGCGCCUGGGCCAAUCAACAGCCAUCUCCUAACCACAAGGAGGAGGAGGAGUUUGACAUGUUUGCUCAGACGAGAGGCAGCUCCCUGGCUGACCAGAGGAAAAGUGUCAGGUAUGAGGACCCACGAGCUGUGGAGGGCCUUGCUGGAGCUCUGGAUACAAGGUUGCAGGUCACAGGAGGGAUGGCACCAGCGAAAAACCCUCUGCAGAACAAUAUUGACAAAUGGUUAUCUUGUGAUAUGGAAGAGCAGUCUUCAGUUAGUGAGGGAGUGUCCAGUGAAGAGUUCGAUAAGUUCCUGGAGGACCGGGCGAAGGCGGCAGACCACAGCAGCGGGCCAGUUCGCAGCGCGCAACCCUCCGCAUCCAGACCGCCGGCUGAGUCUACCCGACAACAGGACAGAUCACAUGACCAGCUUUUUUCACUUUGAGUUUUUGGACAAACCAGAGAAAUAUGUCAUCACAUCACAUUAAAAUGUGCCUUCAAUCUCUCACAUGCUGUGCCAAGUCAGGUGUUGUCUGAAAGCACACACACACACACGCACACGCAUACACACACACACACAGAGGACCACCUGACACUACAGAGCUGCUGUCUAAUCAACUCAUUGCAAAACCGCUGUAUGUCUUAGUUAAUUCUGCUGUUUGUUAUCUUUAUGUAAGUAUAAGCAACUUUCUGCGACCGUAUUUAUGAGCUGUAUUACUAUAAUGUUGAUAUAAGCAAAAACUUCAAUGAGAACAAUGUUUACAUUUAGGUAUAAUGUUAAAAACAUAUUUGAUAUUACGCCUUCUUGUGUCUUCGACCCAAGAGUUGAUUUUGUGUAGAUGAGAAUAAAUGUUGCGUUCUCCUACUAA